AUAUAGUUUAGCCCGUAAAAUAGACAAUUUUUUAUUUUUGGCCUUUGUAAUUUUUUUAUCCUUACAAAAUUUUUUAGUUUGAAAAUAGUUAUUAGUACUUAUUAGCUAAGAUUUUUGAUAGAAGUACAAGGAUUUUUGAAACCAUGGUGGCCUCGACUUCCCCGGACUUGUUGAAGAAUACGCCAUCUAAUAUAAGGAGGCUAGCAGAUGAGAUUGAGCAGUGCGAGGGUAGGAAGAAGUACCUUGCUCAGACAGCAAGUCCAUCCGACGGCGGUGAUGUCAGGUGGUACUUCUGCAAGGUUUCUUUAGCAUUAAAUGAACAUGCUGCUGCUGUUCCUCGCACACCAAUAGUUGGGCACGGUGAUUAUUUUAGAUUUGGCAUGAGAGAUUCUCUAGCUAUUGAAGCUUCAUUUUUGCAGAGCGAAGAAGAGUUGCUGUCUUCAUGGUGGAGAGAGUAUGCAGAGUGUAGUGAAGGCCCAAGCAAACAGCCUAGUAAACUAAGUUCAAUGUUAAUCGAAUCUUUUCUCGAGAACUCUGAGUCGACAAAACUAUAUGCAACAGAAGAAGAGAGAGUGGGUGUUCCAGUAAAGGGUGGUUUGUAUGAGGUAGAUUUGGCAAACAGACACUGUUUUCCUGUGUACUGGAAUGGAGAAAACCGGCGUGUAUUGAGAGGUCAUUGGUUUGCGUGCAAGGGAGGUCUUGAUUGGCUUCCGCUCCGGGAAGAUUUUGCUGAGCAAUUGGAGUAUGCAUACCGCUGUAAGGUUUGGCACCGCAGAAGCUUUCAACCAUCUGGACUCUAUGCGGCUCGAGUUGAUCUUCAAGGCUUUUCUCCAGGAUUACAUGCCCUCUUUACAGGAGAAGAUGAUACAUGGGAAGGGUGGCUGAAUUUUGAUGCAUCUGGUUUAUCAAGCAUUUUUCGUUUUGGAGGGAAAAACAUCAAGUUAAGACGUGGAUAUGCCCCAUCACAGUCUAUGAAACCCACCCAAGAUGAGUUACGUCAGAAGAGGGAGGAGGAAAUGGAUGAUUAUUGUUCACAGGUACCAGUUCGUCAUUUAGUAUUUAUGGUGCAUGGGAUUGGGCAGAGGCUGGAGAAAUCUAACCUUGUGGAUGAUGUUGGAGAUUUCCGUCAUGUUACAGCAAGCCUUGCUGAAAGGCACUUAAGUUUAUACCAACUUAGCAAACAACGAGUCAUCUAUAUUCCAUGUCAAUGGAGAAAAGGCUUAAAACUAAGUAGUGAGGGUGCAGUGGAAAAGUGCACAUUAGAUGGCGUCCGUGGGUUUCGUACAAUGUUGAGUGCAACAGUACACGAUGUAUUAUACUAUAUGAGCCCCAUAUACUGCCAGGCUAUCAUUGACUCGGUUUCCAACCAAUUAAAUAGGUUGUAUUUAAAGUUCAUCAAGAGGAAUCCUGGCUACGAUGGAAAGGUUUCCAUUUAUGGUCAUUCACUUGGGAGUGUUCUAUCAUAUGAUAUUUUGUGCCACCAAAAGAUAUUGUCGUCUCCAUUUCCUAUGGAGUGGAUGUACAAGGAAGAAAAUGAGAAGAAACCGUCAUGGCACAACACAAGCAUAGUAUCUCUGGAACAGAAUGCUGCGUCAUUGAAUGAUGAUUGUCUUUCUAGUGGCAGAAGCAAGCACAUUGUGAAUAUUCUUAACAAUGAUAAUGCCAAUGUAGAUCAAUGUUCUUCAGAACUAGUGGAAGAUAGUUCUGAAUUCAUUUGUCAUUCAAUCACUCCACUUGCAUUGUCAGAGUCAGAUGAAGCUGAUGUCAGCAAUUUUAGUAACAAGCUACCUAGUGAUGGGAUUGAUUUAGGCUCCAUUGAACGAGGCACGACUUGUGAUGCUCAGUUAGCAGAAUGCAGAGUUACUGGGUCUGAUCUAUCAAAAAUUGGAGGCACAGAAAGUGAUAAAGAAAAAACAAUCAGAUCACUGAGGGAAGAGAUUGAUUUGCUAACAGCCAAAAUCAGAGAAUUAGAAUGUCAGCGUGUUCUCCAAGGGAAUGAUGAGAGCAAAACAGAUAAAAUGAAUCCAUAUACACCUGCAAAUGCAAAUGUGUUGUCAGAGCGAUGUGAUUUACAUAAGAAUUUUACUCCUCACAUAAAAUACACGAAGUUGGCAUUCAAGGUUGAUACAUUUUUUGCCGUCGGUUCCCCUCUUGGAGUUUUUCUCUCUCUCCGCAAUGUUCGCAUUGGAAUUGGCCAAGGGCAAACUUAUUGGGAAGAAGAAAAUAUUAAUGAAGAGAUGCCAGCUUGUAGACAAAUGUUCAACAUAUUUCACCCUUUUGAUCCUGUGGCAUAUAGAAUAGAACCACUUGUUUGUAAAGAAUAUGUGAACAAACGACCAAUCAUUAUUCCUUACCAUAGAGGUGGGAAGCGACUUCAUAUUCAAUUUCAGGAAUUUACUGAAGGAGUGGCUUCAAGAUCACAUGCUCUUUUGAAUCAUAUAAGCUCUGCAGGGGUGAGAAAAAUUUGAAUUUCAUUCACUAUUAAUUCAGUACUUCCUAGCUAUUUCAUCGUUUGCACAGCUCAACAGUACAUAUUAGUAAGCUCAACUGGGUUACUUGCAAUAAAUACUGAAUGAACUUCGCUCGAUAUAAAAGAAAUAGUUUUUAGGAUAAUGAGGAGGGGUUCUGCUUUCAAAUGAACACAAUUUCCUGGUAAAGAGUAUGAUAUUCAUGUUGUGUAAAAGGCAGGGGGGAAAUUCUAAAUGAGUGAGGAAAAGAUGUAAAUUCAUAAUUGUUGGUUACUUGGAUUCAGCAGACCUAUUGGUUGAGUAUAGUACACCUUAUCUAGCAUAAAAUCAUCACAUACUUAGUACCCCUCCAGCAUGUAAAAGCAUCAUGCACACACAACAUGCCACAAAUACAUAAUCCACAUAGGGAAAUGAUGCAAGAAAGUGGGUCAAUAAAGGGGGCAACAGCCAAGAUAAUAUCACUAUCCUCAGUUCGCAGGAAUCGCAGCGCAAUGCAACUCAGCUCCCCACAUAUGCUUAAAUAAUGAUGUAAAAUUAACUAUACUUUUGGUGUCUUGAUUGAAUGUGGUGCAAUCUAUUGCCAAUUCUGUUAGUCCAGGUAAAUUUUUUGAGUUCGAUUGCUGUAGUCGUGCAUAUCUUGCAUUCUCUCUGUCCCACACUCCCACUAUUUUCGGGACAUGAGGGAGUGGCACAAGAUUUAAGAAAAGUAGGAUUAUGGG
Messenger RNA from Cuscuta campestris, 3187 nucleotides. The record is from the annotation of a GenBank genome assembly. NCBI's taxonomy places the organism in Eukaryota, Viridiplantae, Streptophyta, Magnoliopsida, Solanales, Convolvulaceae.